UUCCUUCUUCCCGUGGAUCCCGACUCCGAAGCCAGCUUUGCGAUCCUUCCACGUGAAUGAGUCAAACUUUUCCUUGUCAUCUGUGGAAUGCGACUGCGUAUUGCAGUAGUUUCUUUUAUCCUUUGAGUGAGCGAUUUCCCUGAAAUGCCGAACGUUUGUUUCGUCAAGACGUGCCGCCAUCAAACUGGGAAGAACGUUCGCAAGGGCUUGCGAUUCUUCUCUUUGCCGGAGAAAGAACCACGAAGGACUGCGUGGUUACGCUGCGCCGGGCGAGGGCACGACAUCGAGAACCUGCCUCUCAUUCCCCGUUUUUGUGCCGAACAUUUCGAGCCGACUGCUUUCCGAAAGGACGACCUGCGUCGUUCCCGUCUUCGAUCAGAUGCUGUGCCGACGCUUCUGCUUCCCGUCGCCGAUGAGACCGACGAUCCUCCCCCAAAGCGCCAAAAAGUCGUGACUCAGGCCUCGGCAACUGGACUGCCUGCACCCUGCGAGGCAGAAAUGACCCUCAGGGACUGUACUGCUGAAACAAACAUCCCUGCAGUGGUGCCACCUGUCCCUGUCGCAGACGUGCCUGCACAGUCGCAUCCACCCGAGUCUGCCUUCUCCACUUGUAGCAGUGGGGUGCCAUAUGAAUGCACAUCUCCUGUUCCCAGCAACAUGCCAGACUCUGACGCAACCUACUCUCCGUCUCACAGCGAGGAUUACAAGAGGUAA
Ixodes scapularis (black-legged tick) is the source of this 714-nucleotide messenger RNA. Its product is annotated as 52 kDa repressor of the inhibitor of the protein kinase-like. Bases 145 to 714 code for a protein of 189 amino acids. The record is from RefSeq and is a predicted model, not a curated record. The transcript has 2 exons. NCBI's taxonomy places the organism in Eukaryota, Metazoa, Arthropoda, Arachnida, Ixodida, Ixodidae.